Pollicipes pollicipes is the source of this 633-nucleotide messenger RNA. Its product is annotated as zinc finger protein 768-like. Gene Ontology annotation, cellular component: nucleus. Bases 1 to 633 code for a protein of 210 amino acids. Gene Ontology annotation, biological process: regulation of transcription by RNA polymerase II. The record is from RefSeq and is a predicted model, not a curated record. Lineage: Eukaryota; Metazoa; Arthropoda; Thecostraca; Pollicipedomorpha; Pollicipedidae. Gene Ontology annotation, molecular function: RNA polymerase II transcription regulatory region sequence-specific DNA binding; DNA-binding transcription factor activity, RNA polymerase II-specific. The transcript has 4 exons.
AUGGGACCGCAUGGCGACCGUCCGUUGGUGAAGCGCGACUGGCAGCUGUCGUUGGCCCAGCGGCAGGUCUGUGCACGGCCACCGGCGGAGGGGAGCGGCGUCGCGCCCCACACCUGCCAGUUCUGCGGCAAGAGGUACGGCAGCCGCGACGCGCUCGGCCACCACAUGGGUCUGCACAGCGCGGAGUUCGCAUGCUCGAUAUGUCACAGAAGUUUCCAAUCGAAAUCGUCGUGGUACGCGCACCGCGGCACGCACGCGGGCCAGACGACGUGCCCCGUGUGCGGCAAGUUCCUCAGUCGUCUGGCCGACGUGCGCCGCCACAUGAACCUGCAGCACAACCUGGCCAGGGACGCCGUCACGCCCGACUUCCGUUGCGGCCGGUGCGCGGCCGCGUUCCGCAGCUACGAGUCGCUGCUGCACCACCACAAGACGCACGAAGGCCUGACGCGGUGCCCGCUGUGCGACACGUGCCUCAACCGGGUAUCGGACCUGCGCCGCCACAUGGGCCGCGUGCACAAGCUGGAGCGGCCUCAGCCGCGCCGCACGCUCGACAUGCUGCAGCAGUACACGGAGCGCGCCACGCAGGCUCUCGAGACGGGCAGCAUCUACCGACAGGUGUUCUGGAAUUGGUGA